Pocillopora verrucosa is the source of this 894-nucleotide messenger RNA. Its product is annotated as membrane progestin receptor gamma-like. The record is from RefSeq and is a predicted model, not a curated record. NCBI's taxonomy places the organism in Eukaryota, Metazoa, Cnidaria, Anthozoa, Scleractinia, Pocilloporidae. Gene Ontology annotation, cellular component: membrane. Gene Ontology annotation, molecular function: signaling receptor activity.
AUGUCGUCCAUUUGUUUAAAAAGCCUCUUCUAUUUACACAACCAAAGUUUUAACGUUUGGAGUCAUAUCUUGACCUUAGGCGAGGAAACUCAUCCGAUCUUUGAUCCUUUCAAUUUACCAAUGCUCUCUGCUGGAAUCGGAACAGUAACUGUGUACCUCACAAGCGGUUCAGCGCAUCUCUUCAACCCAAUGUCUGAGAAGGCCAACAAAACCUGUUUCUUCUUCGACUAUGCGGGUAUCAGCCUAAUGACCUUCACUUCAUGCCAAGUAUUGUUUUUUUACACCCGACCAAUGAAUACUGGUUUGAUGAUCUUCGAUUCUCCUUCUCUUUUCUUCUCAGUAGCAAGUUGUCUCAGCUUUCUCGGGACGUACCUCUGUUGCAAGACUAAUGCUAUCAAUAAUCUGUUCAGCACAUCUCUGCACGCAGCUGCAUUUCUCGCCGGCUAUUUAAACACGACAGAGCCUUAUUUGGCGAGUGUGGUGUUUUGCAGUUGUCACAAGGAUGACACGUGCUUAGUAUUCUCUGCCUGCAGUAAAUUAUCCCGUGAUUUCUACCUUGGUCACGUGGUAAACAUGAUUUUAUCCGGCCUCCUGUAUAGCGGCAGGUUCCCCGAGCGUCUUUUCCCAGGGAUGUUUGAUUUAAUUGGCCAAGGUCAUCAACUCAUGCACGUUUUAUCUGCCAUUGGAACAGAAUUUGCCUACUGGAUGAUUAAACUGCACAGGAAGCAAGCACAAGAGAGUGCAGUAAAAAUGGUAGCUACACUGAGUCGUGUUUCACUGUUUAAUACCCUGAUGCUAACUCUUUUGAUGCUUCUGUUGAAUGUGGGUAUCGUCUUGUGGUUUGGAUUAGCGUCUAGUAGAGAAAGCAUGGACACCGUUGAGUCUGCUGAGUGA